AAAUUACAUGAACAUAAAACGAUAAAAAAUGUAAAUACGUCAAAUUAAAAAACGGACAGAGCAUAAACUGUUGUAGUAGUACAUAUGGAAGUACUCGAAAAAUUCAAAAAUGAGAAAUUGGAAUUUAAGUAAGGAAAAUUAUUAAAAUUAUACCUAGAAGUUACUUCAAAAGAGGUAUUUUAAACGUAUCUUAAUUUAAGAAAUGGUAAGUUAAUAACUGAAAAUAUUAAAAGCAGGAAACAAAAAAUUCGAUGGAAUAAAUGAGUGGAAGGACAUAAAAAUUUUUCUGAAAAGUAGAAAUAUAGUUUGAAAAAUGAAUGGAAGACAGAAUAAGCUUACAUAAAAAACAAUGAAAAACUAAAAGAGAAUAUCCUAAAUGAAAUUGGAAGUGUUCCAUUCCUAGAUAGGAAAAAAGCUUCGGGCAUGCAGUGGAUAUCAAGUAAGGACAUGAUUGUAGAAAGGUAUUUGAAAUAGGACUGAUAUAAGAUAUUGACAGAGGUAUAUCAAAAUAUGUUGGAUAAAAAUGAAAAUGAAGAAAAUAAAGAUGAUUAACCAUUAAAAAAUGUAAAAGAAUUGUAGAAUAAAGUAAGUGAUGAAGAAAUAUAUUAGAAAAAACUUAUAAUUGUACAUUUGAUAGCACUAGAAGAAUAUGAAAAAUAAAAUUAUAUAGAAAAUAGUGUGUCGUACGUGCACAAUUGCAUGAAUGAAUCCUAGAAAAAAGGAAGCGUAUAUAAAGAAUAACAGAUACAAAGAAAUAUCAUUGGUUCUAUUAUUUACGUUUAG
Molecule: messenger RNA, 783 nt
Organism: Plasmodium malariae
Lineage: Eukaryota; Apicomplexa; Aconoidasida; Haemosporida; Plasmodiidae
Source: the annotation of a RefSeq genome assembly